GUUAUUUUUAAAUAACCUCUAAACAUUUCAACUAAAUAUGAGUUUUCGUGCUGGUAAAUUAUUUGUCUUUACAGGCAAGUUAUGUUCUCACAAAUCCAGGAAUUUUUGUUCACAAAAAAUAUCUCAAAAAAUUGGAUUUAUCGGCGAUGGUAAUAUGGCCAAAGCUAUUUGUAAAAGCAUCAAAAACAAAGGAUUAAUAGAGUAUUCUCAAACGUAUGUGUCCAGUCCGUACAUAAAAAAUUUGGACAUGUGGAAAGAAUGGGGUUCGAACGUAACGACCGAUAACGCUUUAGUUGCCAACGAAUCCGAUAUUGUUCUACUAGCUGUUAAACCACAUAUCUUAACGGAAGCACUCAAAGAAAUAGCCGAUAGCCCAUUGAAAAGUAAAAUCAAAAAUAAAUUGUUCAUAUCGAUUUUGGCUGGUACCACAGUAAAAGAUCUAGAAAAAAUGUUAUCAAUCUUCGAGGGGUCCAGAGUGGUUAGGGUUAUGCCCAACACGCCAAUGAUAGUGGGUCAGGGUUGCACGGUGUACUGCGCAGGCUCGUCGGCGACCAAUGAGGACUUGGAAAUUGUGCACCGCAUUCUCGAGGUUACCGGGAUGUGUCAAAAAGUCCCGGAACACAUGAUUAACGCCAUUGGAGCCGUAUCGGCUAGCGGACCAGCUUUCGUGUACAUGUUUAUUGAGGCUCUGUCGGAUGGUGGCGUGAAAAUGGGGUUGCACAGGCAAAUGGCGACGGAAUUCGCCGCGCAGACCGUCAUGGGGUCGGCGAAAAUGGUCCUGGAAACCAGCAAGCACAUGGGAGUUUUGAAAGACGAAGUUUGUUCUGCCGGAGGACAAACCAUUGCAGGGAUACAUGCUUUGGAGAGGGGAGGAGCAAGAGGGACAAUUAUGGAUGCAGUGGAAGCUGCUGCAUUACGGGCAGCUGAAUUGGGAAAACAUGACAAAUAGUAUAUGCCAAAUAAAGUAUUAUUACCAUAAAUAGCAUAAUAUGAAUGACAUUCAAUAAAUAAAGAAAAUAAAAGAA
Molecule: messenger RNA, 1025 nt
Organism: Brassicogethes aeneus
Lineage: Eukaryota; Metazoa; Arthropoda; Insecta; Coleoptera; Nitidulidae
Source: the annotation of a GenBank genome assembly